CGUCAACCCGAUGCAUCACAACCGCGACAGGGCCAACACUUCUGCAAUUCAAAUGAAGCACACCAAACCAUCAGCAUAAUUCCUUUACCAUCGCUCUCCCGGGCCCGGAUUGAAUCGAAUCAUUCAAUCAUUCAAUGUGAUGUGCUGUCAGCACUAUGGUUCGCCUUGCUUGGAUCUUUGGUGGUUCGCAAAUCGAUGUCGUGGAUUGAUGCUCUGUUCAUUCUGGGAAGGUCCAAGCACACAAAAAACAAUUCAAGUUAUCUGCAAACACAAGCAUCGUUAGCUACUUUGAAAUUGUUCAGUGCGGAUCAAACAUGAACAAACAAUCUUCCAAUCCAACGGGUCGUCGUCAGACGAUGCUGGCCCUCAUUGUUGCCCUCUUCGCAGCUGCGUUGAGUUGCAAGCCAGGUAUUUGGUUUGGAGCCUUGCAAUCAACCGCCGAAUUCAUUGCACAUGUCCCCUUGUGGCUCGAGCCCCCCAAAUUUUCUGUCGACGAUGGCGUAAAGGCUCACAUCUCAUUCGAGUCCCCGAACACACCGAUUAUGGCAGCAGCACCCGAGAUUGACCAGGUUGCCGUGGAAAAGACGAUUUUAUCGGCUAGAGAUAAUCUUUUUCGUGCAAUGGACAGUGAUCAACCCGCUUGGACGGAUCCGCCACAAAUGGGGUACGGAUUUGAGUCUAUUUACUUUUUCAUGUUGAAAGCUCUUGGAAAGGUCGAAGAGUCCAGUUUCAACGUGGAUAUUUUUCGAAACAUUGUCGUUGGUGCGCAACUUGAAGAUGGUUCUUGGACUCAGGUCCCUGUUGGAGAUCCUUUGCAGGGUGGGGACGUUGAUACCACAAUCCUGGUGUAUUGGUUCCUGAAGAGUGUCUGCAACUCGGACUGCGACUCCGUGCUGAACUCAGCACGCGAGUUUAUCCUUCGUCAAGGGGGUCUCGAGGGCGCCCAAACAAUGACCAAGUUCAAGCUAGCCCUGUUUGGCAAGUAUCCAUGGGAGCAGACUAGUCCUCUUCCCAUCUCUGUUUUGCAGAACCGUACAUUCUUUAAUGACCAGAUCAAGAGAAGAACACUCGAUAAAACUGCCCAGUGGGUGCCACAGCAUCUCGUACCCAUGGCGUACUUGCGCUACAGAAAGUUGGUUCUCCCGUUUGGGAGCGACCUGAGCGAAUUAUUCGUUGAUUCUUCCAACCUUGUCCCUAUCCGACCUGACAGUGGAAGGGAUGGCCACAGUUGCUCCGUUGCUGAUCUUGAGGGCCUUGUUGAACAAGUCUUGAGUUUCCAGCAACCCCUGGGCUCGUUUGGCGCAUACACAGCCGCGACAGAGCUCUCGCUGCUCGUCCUUCAAGACUACCAGAGGCUCAUUGAUGAGAAGCCAGAAAUGAAAGAGGCUAGCAGGAGGGGAUUUGAAUUUCUCGAGCGCGUCAACUUUGAAAACGCCAAGGGCUCUCUCUAUCAAGGACCAGUGAUGGAUGGAACGUGGUGGGAUACUUUGCUAGCCGGUUGGGCCCUUGUCGAGGCUGGGCUGGAGCCCACCCUUCUCGAGCCAACCAUGGACUUGCUCCGAUCAGAGGCGUUGCAACCAAAUGGAGGCGUCAGCUACGGCCGCGACUUUGAGUACGCCCCUGAUGCGGAUGACACAUCCAUCUAUUUAAUGUUGCAGCGCAGUGUUAAUAGUACUGUGGAUGGAACUGUAUCCAUAGCCUGGCUGGAAGCCAUGCAGAAUGCUGAUGGAGGGUUUCCGGCAUUUCAUGUGGACAGGACACCUUGGUGGACAAUGCAGAAGGUGUUUGAACUCACGGGUGUUGCAGACUCUGCCGAGAUCUUUGAUGUUUCGAGUGCCGAUUUGACAGGUCAUGUCUUGGAAGCGCUUGGUGCCGUGUACACCAAGGACCACCCGAUUGUGUCACGUUCCAUUGAAUAUCUAAAAUCCACACAGACAAGUUUUGGAGCCUGGGAAGGCAGAUGGGGAGUGAAUUACAUUUAUGCAGUUGGUGCCGUUGUCCCGGGUCUUGCCAAAGUUGGCGUGGAUGUUGGAAGCGAACCAUGGGUUGUCAAAGCCGUCAAGUGGCUGCUGAGUCAUCAGAAUCGUGAUGGUGGGUUUGGAGAGAGUCUGAAGAGUUAUGAUGACGAAAUAUGGGCUGGUGUGGGUGCAUCGACGGUAUCUCAAACUUCGUGGGCUCUCAUGGCGUUACUGGAAAUGCCAAGGGGCGUUUCAGGUCUGGAGGAGGCCAUUGACCGAGCCGUACAGUUCUUGUUGAACAGCUUUGAGGAGAAUGGCAGCUUUGUGGAUGCAUCCGUUGUCGGGACUGGUCAUCGUGGCAUUGUGAACUUGCAGUAUCCAAUGUACGCCAAGGCUUUCCCACUGGUGGCCCUCUCUCGAUACCAACACAAAAGGAAGGCUCAAAUUUAGAUGUCAAUGAUGUAGUUCUAUAUACUCAGAUGCAGGUGCUAAAUAUAUAACAUACAUGUACUAGU
Seminavis robusta is the source of this 2473-nucleotide messenger RNA. The record is from the annotation of a GenBank genome assembly. NCBI's taxonomy places the organism in Eukaryota, Bacillariophyta, Bacillariophyceae, Naviculales, Naviculaceae.